Messenger RNA from Didymosphaeria variabile, 1782 nucleotides. RefSeq lists its product as uncharacterized. The record is from RefSeq and is a predicted model, not a curated record. The transcript has 5 exons. The coding region runs from base 1 to 1782 and encodes 593 amino acids. NCBI's taxonomy places the organism in Eukaryota, Fungi, Ascomycota, Dothideomycetes, Pleosporales, Didymosphaeriaceae.
AUGGGUCAAAGCAAAAAUCCAGAUCCUCAUGAUCCGCCCGAAGGAGCUACUCAGGUCAAGAUCGAUGGUAAAGUUGAAGGCGUGGUAGCAGGCAGUAUUAGUCUUAGCGGUGGAAAGAACCAAAUCAUAGGGCAGCUGCAUAAGACGGUCCAUAUUGCAGUAAAUUUGGCUGACCAUAUGGUUGGCUACGCUGCAAGAAUUAAAGGUGCCGACGUACGCAUGAGGGACAUAGCUGAUCGAAUCCGAGCUACAUCGUCAAUUUUGCAUGGGAUCGAGAUCCUGUUCGAGCAGCUCUCAUCAGAACCCAAAGAAGGAUUUUCGAAGGUCCCCGAUGCAGCUAAUGAUCUCUACGCUGAAAUACAGAGCUGUGAGACAUGGCUUGGAGGUGUCGGAAAGCAAAUGUCGGAUUUCAUGGAAGGCGUUCCCGCUCCAAAACGGGUUGAGGGGAAAGUGAGAGAGAAAGUCGAGUUGGCACAAGAGAGCCUUGUCCUGCUCGAAACGAAGAUUGCAACCGUGGAACUCGGCAUACAAGACCAUAAAGUGAAUCUACAAAUCCGGCUGUCGAUAUUCUCUCUGUCGUUCUCGAAUCAAAAGCCAGACCUUACUUGGAGCGACGUGAUUAGUGAUAUGCUCAGUGAGCUCAGACGCAUACUUUCGGAGUUGGACUUGCUUCGAAAUGGCACAGAGCCGAAAACUUUGCACUCUCCUGCACUCGGUGCUUCAAAUGCUUCGAAAAUAGGCCUAGUGCCGGCACCCGCAGCUUUCAAUCCUCGCUACGCCGGCUGGCUUAUCCAGAACGGGUCCCCACAUGCAAAGAAAAGUGAUGCAAAGAUUCGAUCUUGGUUGAAACCAGGUGUCACGCCAUUAGCCUUUUCGAGCGAACAAUUGUACCUCCAAGUCGUAGGCCUGAUGGUCGAGGACGGCAAGAAGAAUCAAACAUUACAUAGUACAUACGAGAGGUUGGGACCACAAAGGCAAAGCGCCAUAUUGGACCUUCUUGCUCAAGAAAAUCAGGAAUUACAAAAGGAGCAACCUGUCCUUGAGUGGAAACUGGCCAGUAUCCGGCCGCAAAUGCACCGCAUUGACCGAUAUCAGAGGGAAAUCGUUUCUAUGCUAGUCAUUCUCAAGACGGAAUUGAAGCCGCAUGUUGAUUGGGAGAGUUUGAAGGGUCCCCAGGUGCCCCAUUUGCGAGGAGGCACACUUCAGGGGCUCGGCAUGUUCGUCCGCCACGACGCCACGGGCGGGAUCAUGAACACCAUCGAGAAAUGCCGGAAGAAAUGCCACGCAUUUACAAUGCAUAUGCUGGCCCCAGCCACGGGCGAGAAAGGCCACAAGAAAUGCCACGCAUUUACAAUGCACAUGCGGGCCCCAGCCACAGACGGGAUCAUGAAUACCAUCGACAAAUGCCGGAAGAAACCCCACGCAUCAACAAUACACAUGCAGGGCCCAGCCACAACGCCAGACAUCAACAUCAUCAGAGAACUGAAGCUUCUUCCGAAAGAUUUCAACAGCAGCAAUCUUUCACUCGCCCUGGGUUCACUCACGGUACUGGUGCUUCUGUAUACGGCACUUCUGGAGGACAGCAAUAUGCCACCACCGGUACUUUGGCAUAUGGCACUUCUGGGGGACAUCAAUAUGCCACCACCGGAACACAUGCAGGCGUUACCUUCGCGGCGCCCGGGCAUGGGGAUACAGGUAUGCCCGCUCAUAAUGCCGGCGACACAUAUACAGGCACUGCUCAAGGGCCAACUGCAGCGCAUCCGACCGACAAUUCCGAUGUAG